Messenger RNA from Chanos chanos (milkfish), 1556 nucleotides. RefSeq names its product nuclear assembly factor 1 homolog (S. cerevisiae) (gene naf1). The record is from RefSeq and is a predicted model, not a curated record. Gene Ontology annotation, cellular component: sno(s)RNA-containing ribonucleoprotein complex. Gene Ontology annotation, biological process: box H/ACA snoRNP assembly; pseudouridine synthesis; ribosome biogenesis. The coding region runs from base 1 to 1551 and encodes 516 amino acids. Lineage: Eukaryota; Metazoa; Chordata; Actinopteri; Gonorynchiformes; Chanidae. Gene Ontology annotation, molecular function: RNA binding. The transcript is spliced from 8 exons.
AUGGAUGAAGAGUUGACCACUGGUCAUGAAGGUGAAACCGAGUCAGAUUUACUGGAUCUCCAAAUGGACAUCAAACAGACCAGUGAAAAUGAGGAAUCCAAGAACAUACUUCAGAUUCAUACAGCUAGCAGCAAGUCAAAUGAGGUUUUGAUCUCUGGUCAUACAGAUGAAACUAAACCAGACUCAUUACAUCACCAAAUGGGUGACAAACAGCAAUUAGACAAUGUGCCCCAGACUCUUACGACUGGUAGUGAUUCCCACGAAGGGCUGACCUCAGGUCACAGAGGGGAAGCUGAAUCGAAUACACGGCAGGCAGAUGUGUGUUUGGAAGAGAACAUGGAUGUGACAGUAUCAGAUAAGAGUGGGAUUAUUAGCCCUGUGAUUAUGGCCAAUUCUGUAUGUGCCACAGUGUCAAGUCAAAGCUCUCUGGAAGUCUUACGCAUGCAGUACAGAGAAGACAGCUCUGAGGACUGUUCAUCAGAUAGUGACUCAGAUUCAGAUUCGUCUUCGUCAUCUUCCUCAUCAUCUUCGUCUGAAGUAGUUGGCACAGCGAUGGAUGACCUUGAUGAGAAUGAAUGUUUGAAUUCAAGUUCUGGGAAGAAGCCUGCACCACUUAAGACUCAAGAUGAGGUUCUUAUUGAGGAGCUGCCUGCUGUUGAAGAUCUGACCCUGAGUCUACCAGAGGACACUGUUAUUGAGCCAGUUGGAGUCAUUAGCAGUGUUGUAGAGCAACUAGUGAUAAUUGAGUCAUUUAAGAAUACUGCACCACUGAAAGACGACAGUGUCUUAUUCAACAAAGACAGACUGGCUGUUGGAAAGGUGUUUGAGGUCUUUGGGCCCGUGUGUCAACCCUAUUACAUUUUAAGGUUUAACUCCCAUGAGGACAUUAAAUCAAAAGGCCUCAAAGCCCAGGACACUGUAUACUUUGCUCCAAAGGUUAAAGAUUUUACUGACUAUAUCUUCACAGAACAGCUGAAACAAAUCAAAGGCUCAGAUGCCAGCUGGAAAAAUGACCAAGAGCCACCACCAGAGGCUUUAGAUUUCAGUGACGAUGAACAGGAAAGGUUGGCAAAGCAGAGGCUCAAAGAGCAGAGGAAACAGCAGAAUAAUGACAGUGACUCUGAGAGUGAUGCAGGCAAACAGAGGCAGGGUCCACCACACAAGCAGAGCUCUCAGAGGCCUCCCAAGCGAAAACAGCAUCGUGGCAGGAGCUAUAAUACUAGCACAGCACCCGACAGUUUUUACGGCAACUUCCAUAGCGAUCAUCACGUCAACCCUUAUGUCCAUCAUGGGCCUCCGGACUGCAGGUUGCCCCCUCCAUACCCAUACCCCCCACCUCCCCUUGAACCUCCAGUUUAUCCCAACUACCAGUAUCCCAGGCCACCCCCUCCACACAUGCAAAUGCCCUGGAUGCCUUACCCUAAUCAGGGACCAAUGUUCUAUCCACCUCCUCCACUGCCACACCCAAACUAUAGAGGUCCUAGAGAGACUCCUCUCUAUAGAGAUUCUCCUCCACCACCACAAUACAGAGGUCCAAGGGACACUUUUUAAUUCCU